Messenger RNA from Diabrotica virgifera virgifera (western corn rootworm), 1680 nucleotides. RefSeq lists its product as uncharacterized. NCBI's taxonomy places the organism in Eukaryota, Metazoa, Arthropoda, Insecta, Coleoptera, Chrysomelidae. The record is from RefSeq and is a predicted model, not a curated record. The transcript has 5 exons. The coding region runs from base 1 to 1680 and encodes 559 amino acids.
AUGACUAAUAAUUCGAACAUUGUAACAAGUUUUUUUGAUAUUGUUGAAGCAGAAGGAGGUAAAGCCGAUGAAUUAUUUGAUGCAUUAAAAAAAGCUUUGGUGGAUAAAAAUAUUCCUAUUUCUAACUUAGUAGCAUUUUACUCCGAUAUUACUAAUGUAAUGGCUGUUAGUAAUAUAAAAACUAAAUUUGUGUUUGAUGAUCCAAUCUACGAAUUAUUAUCCGUUAUCGAACUAAGACAGGCCGUUGUAAAUAAAUCUCUUAAUCCUAUAGGUGACCGUUUUCCAGUACUAACUGGGCAUAUUAAAUUGCAAGAAUUGGAUAAUGAAUUACAGCAACAUGCCCUUUUAGACUACAAUAUCCAUAAAAUGGAAAGUUUACCGUCAACUAGUAAAGAAAAGAGAUGGUCACGACCCUUGACUGAGGAUGAACUUCUGGAUUUACUCAUGAAAGACGAUGACUCACAAAUAUUACGUUUGUCAGAUGCUGAUGACGCCAACAGUAUUGCGGAUCUAAAUGACGUUUCCUCAGAAUUUGGCGAUGAUAUCCAAGAUAUUGAGGAAACUAUUUUUGACGGAUUGAUCCAAGAACAGAAGUCAACAGAAAGAGAAUUAACAGAAGGAGAAGAUUAUCAAGUUGUGUUUUACCCAACUCACAUUGGACAUUCACGCAACAUUGGGCGAGUUCCUCUUCCAGAUCGUAACAGGACAGAACUGGCUGGUAGACUGACGGAAGGUGUGCCUAUUCAAAGAAUAUUGGAAGAUAUUAGAAAUUCUGCAGAUACCUCUAGUAUUGAAAGGUUGCAUUUAACAGAGAAAAAGGAUCUGCAUAAUAUUAAAAGAGAUUUUCGAAUAAGUUAUAGCACAAAACUGCAUGAAAACGAUGCAAUCAGUGUGAGGUUAUGGGUUGAUAGCAUGAAAGGUACUCCAUACAACCCUGUAUUACAUUUCAAGGAGGAAGGCCAACAAGGUUCUUUAAAUGAUAAAGACUUUAUUUUAAUUAUAAUGAAUGCAUUUCAACAAGAGCAAUUGAUACAGUAUGGGUCUGAUAAGAUUUGUAUUAAUGGAACACAUGGCCUCAAUAAUUACGACUUUCAAUUGUACACUAUAGUUGUUGUUGAUAGAUAUGGUUCAGGUAUUCCAGUUGCAUUUUGCUUUUCGAAUAGGUCAGAUUCAGCACUUUUUGAAUUUUUUUUCAAUAAAAUAAAAGAUAAAGUUGGCAAUAUACAAACUCAAACAUUUAUGUCUGACGAUGCACCAGCAUUUUAUAAUGCUUGGCGGCACAUAAUGGGUCCAGCUGAACAUCAGUUGUUAUGUUCCUGGCAUGUUCAAAGGAAUUUCUUCCAGAAUUUGAACAAGAUUACUGGAGAUAAUUCAAAAGAAAAAAGGUCCCUGGUAUUUAAAACAUUAAAGGUGUUACAAAGUGAGACUAAUGAGCAAAAAUUUAGUGUAGGCUUAAAAAAAUUUGUAGAUGAUCUGAAUAGUGAUCCUGAUACAAGUUCAUUUGGUAAUUAUUUUUCAAAAUAUUAUGUAGGAAGGACACAAACAUGGGCUUAUUGUUACAGAAAAUCUUUAGGGAUAAACACUAAUAUGUAUCUGGAGGCACUCCAUAAAAAAAUUAAAUAUACUUAUUUAGAGGGAAAACAGUGCAGGAGGUUGUAUUUCGUUGUGGCAUUUUUAUAA